Molecule: messenger RNA, 1704 nt
Organism: Puccinia graminis f. sp. tritici CRL 75-36-700-3
Lineage: Eukaryota; Fungi; Basidiomycota; Pucciniomycetes; Pucciniales; Pucciniaceae
Product: pyruvate kinase
Exons: 9
Coding region: 70-1704 (544 amino acids)
Biological process (GO): glycolytic process
Cellular component (GO): cytoplasm
Molecular function (GO): magnesium ion binding; potassium ion binding; pyruvate kinase activity
Source: RefSeq, a predicted model, not a curated record
CCAUGAGUUUAUUAGAAGCCACCGUAGGUUCAAUCCACCUGACAUCCAAACCAUCCUUGCCAAACAACCAUGACGCGGAUCACUAACCCAGCAAAGCAACCUUCUCUCCUGCUAAACCAGAACAAAAGCCAAUUGGAAUGGAUCGCCGGCUUACAGAUCCCACCCAGAGCGCCCCAUCAGUUGAAUGCCAGCAAUCUCAGAAAGACUGCGAUCAUUGGUACGAUUGGCCCGAAGACUAAUUCACCUGAAAUGAUCAACAAGCUCAGAGCUCAAGGACUGAACAUUGUUCGAAUGAAUUUUUCACAUGGCUCUUAUGAGUAUCAUCAAAGUGUCAUCGACAACGCUCGUGCCGCCGAAGCAGGUGAUUCUGAACCCGGGAGACCGCUGGCCAUCGCACUCGACACCAAAGGGCCGGAGAUUAGAACCGGUUUGAUGGCCGAUGGUGUCGAUAUCAAAAUCAAAGCUGGUCACCGAAUGAGGAUGACCGUUGACCCAGCCUAUGCUGAAAAAUGUGACGACAAAGUCAUGUAUGUCGACUACACCAACUUGCCCACAAUCAUCUCACUCGACAAACCAAUCUACGUCGAUGAUGGUAUCUUGAGCUUUAAGGUGCUAGAGAAGGACCCCAACGGAGCUUUUAUCGAGGUUGAAGCAGUCAACGAUGGUGUUUUAUCAUCCAAGAAAGGUGUCAACCUACCCGGGACUGAUGUCGACCUACCAGCCCUAUCCCAAAAGGACAAGGAUGACUUGCGGUUUGGUGUCAAGAAUGGCGUCGAUAUGAUCUUUGCCUCCUUCAUUCGUCGAGCCCAAGACGUCCGUGACAUCCGCGAGACCCUUGGUCCGGAUGGCCAGAGCAUCAAGAUCAUCGUCAAGAUCGAGAACUUGCAAGGUUGCGCGAAUUUUGACGAAAUCUUGGUCGAAACUGACGGUGUCAUGGUUGCUCGUGGUGACCUUGGAAUCGAAAUUCCUGCCAGUCAAGUCUUUAUGGCUCAGAAAAUGAUGAUUGCUAAAUGUAAUCUAGCCGGAAAACCUUGCAUCUGUGCCACUCAGAUGUUGGAAUCCAUGACUUACAACCCUCGCCCAACUCGAGCCGAGGUUUCAGAUGUUGCAAACGCGGUUCUCGAUGGUGCCGACUGUGUGAUGUUGUCAGGAGAGACCGCUAAAGGAUCAUACCCCGAGUUAGCAGUCGCCAUGAUGGCCGAAACCUGUUUUUUAGCCGAAUCCUCGAUCUGCUAUCCUCCCUUGUUCAACGAGCUUCGCAUGCUCCAGCCCAAGCCAACAUCUACCACCGAGACUGUAGCUAUGGCUGCCGUCGCUGCCGCCCUCGAGCAAAACGCAGGGGCAAUCAUCGUCAUGUCUACUUCCGGAAGCACGGCCAGAUUAGUCUCCAAAUACCGCCCAGCAUGUCCUAUCCUUACCCUAACUAGAAAUGCUCAGACUGCCCGUCAAAUCCACUUGCAUCGUGGUUGUUAUCCAUUCUACUUUGCCUCGCCACGACCCACUAACGCUGCCGGAUGGCAAGCAGAUGUAGACAACCGGAUCAAGUUCGGACUUUCUCGUGCCCUGGAGCUUGGUAUUGUCAAGCAAGGUGACACCGUCGUUGCCGUUCAAGGGUGGAGAUCUGGUAGUACCCACACCAAUACCAUGAGGGUUGUAACUGUACCUUUGAACCCAGCCGAUUUAGUGUUAUCCCCUGUGUUGUAA